AACAAGAAAGAAAGAAGGGGAAAAGAAAAUAAGAAGUAAACGGGGUAUUAAAAAAAAAGAAAGUUUAGAGGUAAAAACAAAUAUGCAUGGAAAGAGUAAGGAGAAGGCAGAAAAUCAAAUCAAGAAAAGGUGACAAAGAUAAGAAGAUUCACAAGAAGGAGGAAAGAAGAAAAAAUUAAAAACAACAAAAUAAGAUGGAGAGUCUUGAAAAUAAGGAAUAAGCAAAAGCAAGACAGAAGGUAGAGAAAUGCUAAGAACUGAAAAGUGCAAGUAAAGAAAGAAGGAAGAAAAAAGUGGGAGAGACAUCCCUUACACCAGGGACACGUGUCUCUUCCAGGAUUUAAAGCAUCGUCAGCGAGAGACAGAGGGAGGGGAGAGGACCUUAGAGGAAAAGAGGAGGGAAAGGGUGAGGAGAGAAAAAACACUAGGUUUUUGUGCUACACAGUUCUGCAUAAUGGGCAGCAGCGGCACCAACCUUGCAGCGGUCACACACACGCAUUUGGAACUGCAGGAUUCCUCACUCACUAGCCUGGACAAGCCUCCUGAAGAGGGAUCACCUGGGUACUACUUGCCAUUUUGUGACAUACUUUACAGUGGUGAUGGAGGAAACUGGGCUCCUAAAAGUCUUUUGCCAAAUGGACACAGAGGAGAUGGGCAAAAGGAACCUGAGCAAUGCCCUGUUAUAGACAGUCAAGGACUUCACCAUGAGCUGGAGUACCAAACCUCGCUGCAUUUAGAGGAUCAUUCUCUUGAACAAAUGCAAACCAUGGUAGUAGGGGAAGUUUUAAAAGACAUUGAGACGGCAUGUAAACUUCUCAAUAUAUCUGCUGACCCCAUGGAAUGGUCCUCAAGUAAUGUUCAGAAGUGGAUACUGUGGACAGAGCACCAGUAUCGCCUUCCACAAGUGGGUCGAAGCUUCCAAGAUCUAACUGGAAGAGAUGUGUGUUCACUGAAUGAAGAUGGCUUCAGAGAGAGGUCUCCAUUGUGUGGGGAUGUGUUGUAUGCUCAUUUGGAUAUAUGGAAGUCAGCAGCCUGGAUGAAAGAGAAGACAGGACCUCCAGAUCUGAGAUAUUGCGGAGGAAGUGGGGUUGUUGGGGAGUGCUGGCCAGACACUGAGGUGGACUCCUCCAGUUCCGGGCAGCCCAUCCAUUUAUGGCAAUUCCUGAAAGAGCUUCUCCUAAAACCACACAGUUAUGGACGUUCCAUCCGUUGGCUCAACAAAGAAAAGGGUAUCUUCAAGAUUGAAGAUUCAGCUCAGGUUGCACGUCUGUGGGGAAUCCGAAAGAACCGUCCAGCGAUGAAUUACGAUAAAUUGAGUCGCUCCAUUCGACAAUACUACAAAAAAGGCAUCAUCCGCAAGCCUGACGUAUCUCAACGCCUUGUCUACCAGUUUGUCCAACCACUAUAAAAUGUGUAUCUGUGGAUGUAGAAGAAGUUAAGGAGUACUAAAGAGAUUUGUGUGUGGAAAGAAGCAAUAACUGGAUGCAGAGCAAAUACACACUAAAGAGAGCAGCUCAGAAACUUGCAGAGACUAUUUUUUUUACAGAGCAUUUGCAGAAUAAAAUCUAAAAAAAAACUGAAAUGGGACUGUAUAUCUCACGCAUACUAUUUGCAAAAAAACAAACAAAAAAAAUCCCUCAGGCUUCCGUGGCAUAAGAAACUUAGAAACUUUACACUUUACAUUUAUUAGGUCAUCUUAACUACUUGCUUACUUUAGAGGUACUCAGUGAUGUGAGACCUACUGGACUCAGUGACCUUAGAAGACAAUGGGAGGUGGGGAGAGCAGGACAGAGUGACCAUAUAGUACUGCAAACAUAUAAUAGCACAGUGCUAUCCAUGUUUCAGAUGAACAGGGACCACCUACUGCAAUUAUGUGAUUGGGAAGUCAUACAUUAGAGCCUAUGGCAGCUGUCACAAAUUUUGAGGUCCAUAAAUAGGACUAAGAGUUCUAAACCCAAAUUAGAGCAAGCUUGGUGUAAAUUCAUGUUUUCACAAUCUGUACAUACACAAUUCUCUUCAUGAAGUCAUAGCUUCUAUUCACAUUAUUUAUUUUAGCAACAUAACCUAUUACUUGUACACUAAAUGAAAGGAAUUCAAAAAUAUUGGUACGUGACCUUAUGGUCUCAUAACUACAUCCCUUACAAAUAGAUUUCUAUUUUAUACACACAGCAUGACGCUAAUUAUUGUAGCAGGCUCACCAACUUUAUUAUGAGGCCCUCCAGGAGAUUCUAGGGGGGGUUCAGGGCUCAGGUGGGAGUUAUGAGUGAGCAUGGAGUGGUGAGUCAAAUCAUCCUAGCCCCACCCCGAUUACUCAUUGCAGCGGUUUGCAGAAUUGUGCAGGAGGGAAUGACCACAAUAAAGCAAUUCCCUACGAAUCUUGUUAUCAAGCCCCAUGACUGUCAAUUCUACUAUGGAUGCAGGAGGCUAGUUUACUCUCUUAGAAGUCCAGGAGAGCUUAUAAAAAUGUGUGAAUCUCCUGGAUAUUGCAGGAGAAUAGGCAUUACUGGAUUGUUCUGACAUGUUGCCAUGGUAUGAUAUAUGACCUGUUAUGUUGAAUGAAUGUUAUAAUUUCUUCCUUUUUUUGUACAGUGCUUCCGGGAAAGUAUUCACUGUACUUCACUUUUUCCAUCUUUUGUUAUGUUACAGUCUUAUUCCAAAAUGGAAUAAAUUAAUUUUUCCCUCAAAAUUCUACACACAAUACCCCAUAAUGACAAGUUGAAAAAAGUUUUUUUGAGAUUUUUGCAAAUGUAUUAAAAAUAAAAAACUAAGAAAUCACAUGUACAUAAGUAUUCACAGCCUUUGCCAUGAAGCUCAAAAUUGAGUUCAGGUACAUCCUGUUUACACUGAGCAUCCUUGAGAUGUUCCUACAGCUUAAUUGGAGUCCACCUGUGGUACAUUCAGUUGAUUUGACAUGAUUUGGAAAGGCACACAUCUGUUUAUAUAUGGUCCCACACUUGACUGUUGAUGUCUGAGCACAAACCAAGCAUGAAGUCAAAGGAAUUAUCUGUAGACCACCGAGACAGGAUUGUCUUGAGGCACAAAUAUUGUGAAGGGUACAGAAAAAUAUCUGCUGGUUUGAAGGUCCCAAUGAGUACAGUGGCCUCCAUCAUCCAUAAAUGGAAGACGUUCGGAACCAACAGGACUCUUCCUAGAGUUGGCCGGCCAUCUAAACUGAGCGAUCGGGGGAGAAGUGCCCUCGUCAGGGAGGUGACAAAGAACCAGAAAGUCACUCUGUCAGAGCUACAGCAUUCCUCUGUGGAGAGAGGAGACCCUUCCAGUAGGACAACCAUCUCUGUAGCAAUCCACCAGUCAGGCCUGUAUGGUAGAGUGGCCAGACGGAAGCCACUCCUUAGUAAAAACCACAUGGCAGCCCGCCUGGAGUUUGCCAAAAUGCACCUGAAGGACUCUCAGACCAUGAGAAACAAAAUUCUCUGGUCUGAUAAGACAAAGAUUGGACUCUUUGGCGUGAAUGCCAGGUGUCAUAUUUGAAGGAAACCAGGCACCGCUCAUCACCAGGCCAAUACCAUCCCUACAGUGAAGCAUGGUGGUGGUAGCAUCAUGCUGUGGGGAUGUUUUUUAGCGGCAGGAACUGGGAGACUAAACAGCAAUGUACAGAGACAUCCUGGAUGAAAACCUGCGCCAGAGCGCUCUUGACCUCAGACUUUCAGCAGGACAACAACCCUAAGCACACAGCCAAGAUAUCAAUGGAGUGGCUUCAGGACAACUCUGUGAAUGUCCUUGAGUGGCCCAGCCAGAGCCCAGACUUGAAUCCGAUUGAACAUGUCUGAAGAGAUCUGAAAAUGGCUGUGCACUGACGUUUCCCAUCCAACCUGAUGGAGCUUGAGAGGUGCUGCAAAGAGGAAUGGACGAAACUGCCCAAAGAUAGGUGUGCCAAGCUUGUGGCAUCAUAUUCAAAUAGAUUUGAGGCCGUAAUUGCUGCCAAAGGUGCAUCAACAAAGUAUUGAGCAAAGACUGUGAAUACUUACGUACAUGUGAUUUCUUAGAUUUUUCUUUUUAAUAAAUUUGCAGUAGAAUUUUCAGGGGGGAAAAAUGAACUUAUUCCAUUUUGGAUUAAGGCUGUAAAAUAACAAAUUGUGGAA
Messenger RNA from Pseudophryne corroboree (corroboree frog), 4100 nucleotides. It is a transcript of the gene SPDEF, whose product is annotated as SAM pointed domain containing ETS transcription factor. Gene Ontology annotation, cellular component: nucleus. Lineage: Eukaryota; Metazoa; Chordata; Amphibia; Anura; Myobatrachidae. Bases 455 to 1408 code for a protein of 317 amino acids. Gene Ontology annotation, biological process: regulation of transcription by RNA polymerase II; cell differentiation. The transcript is spliced from 6 exons. The record is from RefSeq and is a predicted model, not a curated record. Gene Ontology annotation, molecular function: DNA-binding transcription factor activity, RNA polymerase II-specific; sequence-specific DNA binding.